Messenger RNA from Lotus japonicus, 1621 nucleotides. Its product is annotated as COP9 signalosome complex subunit 6a-like. Gene Ontology annotation, biological process: protein deneddylation. The record is from RefSeq and is a predicted model, not a curated record. NCBI's taxonomy places the organism in Eukaryota, Viridiplantae, Streptophyta, Magnoliopsida, Fabales, Fabaceae. Gene Ontology annotation, molecular function: metallopeptidase activity; protein binding. Bases 254 to 1207 code for a protein of 317 amino acids. Gene Ontology annotation, cellular component: COP9 signalosome. The transcript is spliced from 9 exons.
UCAAGAAUUAUUUGCUUUUCCCCUGCAAAAGAAAGGACAGAGGAGAAGAAACUAGCGUGACACGGCACAAUAAUACCAACAAGAAGGAGAAGAACGGUUUCUUCUUUCUUGUGUCAAGUCUCGUGUGUACUAUGCUACUCUACUCUUCUUCUUCUUCUUCUUCCAUGGCCACAUUCUGAAAACCCCAAAAAAACCCUAAUUCCGAUUCAACCGUUAAACCCCAAAUUCACCACCACCACAAUCACUCACUGCGAUGGCUUCCUCGUCGAGCAGCGGAUUGACAUUCAAGCUACACCCUCUGGUAAUCGUCAACAUCUCCGACCACUACACCAGAGUCAAAUCUCAGAUGAACCCAACCCUUGCUCCUCACAACAGCGUCCCGAGUAAUGGCGCUGACGGCGUCGUUUCUUCUGUCCCCCCUAGGGUCUAUGGCUGCGUCAUCGGAGUGCAGAAGGGUCGCACCGUCGAGAUCUUCAACAGCUUUGAGCUUCUCUAUGAUCCUUCUACCCAUUCGCUUGAUCGUCCCUUCCUCGAGAAGAAGCAAGAGCUCUAUAAGAAGGUUUUCCCACAUUUCUACAUACUGGGAUGGUAUUCAACUGGGAGUGAUGCAGAGGAAUCUGAUAUGAAUAUUCAUAGAGCUUUGAUGGAUAUAAAUGAAAGUCCAGUUUAUGUUCUUCUCAAUCCUUCAAUCAAUCAUUCUCAGAAGGAUCUCCCUGUCAGUAUUUUUGAAAGUGAACUGCAUGUCAUAGAUGGGAUUCCACAACUUAUCUUUGUUCGCUCAAGCUAUACUAUUGAGACUGUUGAAGCUGAACGGAUCUCAGUUGAUCACGUUGCUCAUCUUAAGCCGUCUGAUGGUGGUUCAGCAGCCACUCAAUUGGCUGCUCACCUUACUGGUAUACACAGUGCCAUCAAAAUGCUUCAUAGCAGAAUAAAGGUGCUACAUCACUAUCUUCUUGCAAUGCAAAAAGGUGAUGUUCCUUGUGAGAAUUCACUGUUAAGACAAGUUUCAAGUCUCCUUAGAAGAUUGCCUGCUAUUGAAUCUGGGAAAUUUCAAGAUGAUUUCUUAAUGGGAUACAAUGACACCUUAUUGAUUAGUUACCUUACCAUGCUGACCAACUGCUCGAGUGCAAUGAAUGAACUGGUGGACAAAUUCAAUACUGCAUAUGAUAGGCACAGCAGAAGGGGUGGACGAACUGCUUUCAUGUGAAAUCCGCUUGGUUUCUCAUUUCUGGUUUUCUUGCUGUGGACAGCCUCAAAGCACUUUUCAAACUGUUUAGGAAUAGAUUUUUCUUACUUCUUUUCUGCUUAGGCAUAGGUUAUUGAAGGCAGUAUUGCUUGGAUUUGAAGAGAAUAGCGUAAAGGAAACGUGGAAAGUCACCAUAUUACCAUGGUCCCUCUCAAAAAAGGAAAACAAAUUAUUUUUACAUUUAUAUUACAAGUCUGCAAAGUCGAGGGGACAAAGAGUUCAAGACAUGAUGUGAAUUUUCAUUGUGAUUCUUUGUUGAGUCAUCAUCCUUCAUUUUCAUGCUUAACAUUUUCACUCGGUUACGUGGAUCAUAUGGUGUGAUUAUUAUCGUUGCAGCACUGUUAGUCAAAUUUGUAGUUAUUUUUGUUAAACAAA